UCUACAUCGAAUCCGCAUAAAACUUCACUUUUCACAUUAAAAUACAACUAAAAACCACUUUUCGGUGUUGAAAUUCUCGAACUUGAACAUCAAGGCAGGUUUGUAUUGCUGAAAAUCGACACAAAACGCACAAAUUUCUUCAAAAAAUGAUGGCUCUUCCUCCGAAUUACAAACAAAUUGCGAUGCAAUCUCCGGGACCGUCUCAUAUGAUGUCGCCUGGAAUGAGUAAUCCGCUUUCAUUCAACAUCCUCAAAGAACGACUUCGUGCUUCGGGCGGCGGAGGAGAUCGAAAAGACACAGCAAGUCCUUUUUCGCACUCAAUUCAUGGAAAUCCGGCAUUCACGCCGCAAAAAGUCGGCAAAUCCAGUGUUAGUCUUGAAACUCGUGCUCCGAAACCUCCAAAGGCUCCCGAAAAGCCUCUGAUGCCCUAUUGGCGGUACUCUCGUAAGGUUUGGGAUCAAGUAAAAGCCGACAAUCCCGAAAUGAAGUUGUGGGAAGUCUCAAAAUUGAUUGGGCAACAAUGGCGUGACUUGAGCGACGAAGAAAAACAAGAAUAUAUCAACGAAUAUGAAGUUGACAAGGCUGACUAUGAAAAGCAAUUGAAAACGUAUCACAGUUCACCCGCUUAUUUGGCUUAUUUGUCUGCUAAAAGCAAAUCUAAAUCUGAUUCUGACAUGCAUCAUGAGCCUCAGAGGAAACAAGCAGAUCGCAGAAUUGACAUUCAACCAGCUGAAGAUGACGAUGAUCCGGAUCAAGAUGGAUUUUCUGUGAAGCAUGUUGCUUAUGCGCGUUAUUUGCGCAAUCAUCGAUUGAUAAAUGAGAUUUUUAGCGAUGCUGUUGUGCCGGAUGUGCGUUCUGUUGUCACUACUCAACGCAUGCACGUCUUAAAACGUCAAGUCCAAUCAUUGGCAAUGCAUCAAAUGAAGCUCCAAGCCGAAUUGCAGCAAAUUGAGGAGAAAUUCGAAUCCAAAAAACGUAAAUUCGUCGAAUCCAGUGACGUUUUUCAAGAAGAAUUGAAACGACACUGCAAACCCGCUGUCGACGACGAAAAGUUCAAACAAAUGGUCGAACGUCAAUACGAGAUCCUCAAACGUGAACGAAUGCGUGCGAUGGAACAACAACAGCAACAAACGGCGCAAGUUAAUCAACCUCCCGCUCCGGGCCCUGAGAGUGUUGGCGCUACCGAAGCAACUCCCGCUUCGGAAAAUGCUCCGCCAACGGGAAGUGUUACGGAAAUGAAGACUCCUGACAAGGCAGAAGAGCCCGAGACGAUUGGAAGUGAUCCGCAACAACCUGCGGCGACAUCAGCUCCCGUUUCGGAAACGGAAAAACCUGAAGAAGCAUCUUCUGAGCCGAUGGAAGUUGAACCCCCGGCGAAACAAACGGAAGAAGUUCAAAAACCUUCAGAAUCUGAGACAGAAACGACUGUUUUACAGCCCGCAGCUCCCGCAGCAACGCAAGAAACAGCUCCGCCUGUCGUUCCUGAAGCCCCAAAAGCUCCUGCUGAAACUCCUGUUGCCGAAAAAGAAGCUCCCAAAGCAGCGACAGAACAAAAACCAUCAACUCCUGCGACAAAAGAACCCGCAGCUGCUAAAGUUAUGCCUCCGCCGCAAAUUCCGCAGCAGCAACAACAAGCGCCCGUAACUCCGGGAAAUCCUCCCGUAAUGCCGCCGCAAAAUCAACAAGGACCUCCGCAUAUGCCGCCGUAUCAUCAGGGAUAUGGGCCUCAAGGAUAUGCGCCAUCAGCUUAUGGUCCGGGCCCGUAUCAACAUUAUCCGCAGCAUUAUCCGCAACAUCCGCCGUACGGAUAUCACAAUCAAUUCCCGCAAGGACCUGGAUACGCUCCGACUCCGUAUCAUUAUGCGCCGCAGCAAACUCCUCCCGCAGGUCCGCCGCCAACUGCGAUGACGCCUGAACAUGCGCCGCCGACAAUUCCUCCGGCAAUUCCGCCGCCUGCUCAAGCGCCUGUCGCGGAAAAUGCUCCUCCUCCAGCUGCUGCUGCUGUUCCUGUUUCAGAGCCCGAGAAAAAAUCUGAAUAAGCGAUUUUGUGUUUUUUUUUUAAAUUUUUUUCGUAAAUGCUUCUUUGUCUCUUCAUGAAAUUUAAAAUUAUCUAAAAUAAAAGUAGAC
Messenger RNA from Culicoides brevitarsis, 2127 nucleotides. RefSeq names its product SWI/SNF-related matrix-associated actin-dependent regulator of chromatin subfamily E member 1 (gene Bap111). The coding region runs from base 147 to 2039 and encodes 630 amino acids. The record is from RefSeq and is a predicted model, not a curated record. Gene Ontology annotation, molecular function: nucleosomal DNA binding; nuclear receptor binding. NCBI's taxonomy places the organism in Eukaryota, Metazoa, Arthropoda, Insecta, Diptera, Ceratopogonidae. The transcript is spliced from 10 exons. Gene Ontology annotation, biological process: negative regulation of DNA-templated transcription. Gene Ontology annotation, cellular component: SWI/SNF complex.